Messenger RNA from Sceloporus undulatus (fence lizard), 5060 nucleotides. RefSeq names its product golgin A2 (gene GOLGA2). The transcript is spliced from 29 exons. Lineage: Eukaryota; Metazoa; Chordata; Lepidosauria; Squamata; Phrynosomatidae. Gene Ontology annotation, biological process: Golgi organization. Bases 108 to 3332 code for a protein of 1074 amino acids. Gene Ontology annotation, cellular component: cis-Golgi network; Golgi apparatus; Golgi cis cisterna. Gene Ontology annotation, molecular function: protein binding. The record is from RefSeq and is a predicted model, not a curated record.
GGCGGAGCCUCUGGGCCUGGCUCCGUCCCUCCUUCCUCCUUCCUGCUUCUCUGGGCCUCCUUCUUCUCCUUCGCUGCGGCUGACGUGGCCCGGGCCCGGCUCGGAUCAUGGCGGACGGGAGCAGGCAGAGCAAGCUGGCCGCCGCCAAGAAGAAGCUCAAAGAAUAUCAACAGAAGAAUAGCCCUGGGUUGACACCGGGAGCCAAGAAGAAACGUAAAGGUAAAGAAGGAAGUAGACCAGAGACACCGACUAAUGAUGGCAGAGAGUCUCCUGAAAACAUUCAGAACAUUCUGAAGGUGCUGGUGUCAGACCUUAACCGCUCCAAUGGGGUAGCCAUACCUUCAUUGGACAAGAGAAAGGCAUACUGUGAUGGUGAAGUUGCUGUCAAUAAUGCUGAACAGCUCGCUGCUGGUGUCCUCACGUCAUCUAACAGCAAUAGUUUUCCUAGCUCUGCCGCUCCAGCUCCUGGUAACAUGCAGCUGUCACAGCUCAGUGACUCGGAUCAUAAAAAUGCUUUUGAUGAAAACAGGUCCCUCUCACUGACAGAGAGUCUCCGCCAGCUCUCCGAGCAGCUGAACGGCAUGGUCAGUCAGCCAGUGGCCUACGUGAAUGGGGAAAAUGCUGCGUCUUCCACAGAUAUGAAAGAAAUGGCGACCCGUUACCAGGAGCUGGCAGUAGCUCUAGACUCCAGCAAUCUAACAAACAAACAACUCAGUACAAAGAUAGAGGAAUUGCAGAGUGUGGGGCUAAACAUGCUUGACCCAAACAUAGGGAUAGCGUGUGACGAGUUUUUCAGCACUUGUGGCACAAAACAGCAAAACCAAGAAGCUGUGAAUCAGCUGGAGAAGGAGAAGAAGGGGUUUGAGCAGAAAUUUGCAAAGGAGCAAGCAGCAUUGCGAGAACAAUUACAGGUCCACAUUCAGACUAUUGGGAUCCUGGUUUCCGAAAAGUCAGAGCUGCAGACGGCCCUUUCUCAUACGCAGCAGGCUGCUCGCCAAAAAGCAGGAGAAGCCGAGGACCUUGCUGCUCGGUUGCAAGCCUCUCGACAGAGAAUAUCUGAGGUGGAGCACACACUUUCCUCUCUUUCUGCCCAACAGAAGCAGGCAGAGAAACAUAACAAAGAGCUGGCAAAGGAACGAGAUAGUCUGAAAAUGGAAGUCUACAAGCAAAGCAAAAGUAGUGAAGAAGUCAAGCAGCAGAAUUCUGAACUCUCUGAGAAGCUGCGCAGCUUAAUCUCUGAAAACUCGGCCAUGAAGCUGGACGUGGAGGAUUUGCACAAGAAACUGGAAAUGGCAGAGCUGAUGAUUCAACAGUUUGCAAGCCAGCCAGGAGUCCCUGAUGCCACUCAGCAGCUGCAGAUGGCUCUAGAAGAAAGAGGAAAUUUAGAAGCACAAAUUGCUCAGCUGUCGGAAUCGCUCCAGCAACUACAGGCUGAGCGGGAUCGGUAUGUCCAGAAGUUGAAGGAGGAAGGAGGAAUCUGGCAGCAGCGAGUACAGGUGCUUUCUGAGCAGAUACACACUAUGACAGAAGAAAGGGAACUGAAUGUAAAUCGAAUCCAGGAACUGGAAAACAACCUGUCUGAGUUACUGAGCAGUCAGUCAGCCGUGAAGCCCACGGAAAGUGAGCCUGCCCCUCCUGCAGGCCCAACGGAAGCAGAGCUGCGCCUGCAAGGGGAGCUGAGCCGCCUGCAGGAGGAGAAGGAGGCACUCCAGGGGCAGUGCCAGGCCCAGGUGCGGGACAACGAGCAGCUGAGCCGCCUCAACCAGGAGCAGGAGGAGCGCCUGCAGGAGCUGGAGAGGACCCUGCAGCGCUAUAGCGAGGAGGCUGUUGACAGGCAGCAAAUCCUGGAGAACAUGCAGAGCGACAAGGCCACCAUCAGCCGGGCCAUGACUCAGAACCGGGAACUGAAGGAGCAGCUGGCUGAGCUACAGAAUGGGUUUGUCAAACUGACCAAUGAGAACAUGGAGGUGACAAGUGCCUUGCAGUCAGAGCAGCAUGUGAAGAAGGAGUUGGCCAAGAAGAUUGGGGAGCUGCAAGAGAAGCUGGCGGAGUUCAAGGAGAUGGUGUCUCAGAAAACGCAGGAGGCCCAAGCUCUUCAGGAACAACGAGAUCAGUACUAUACCCAUCUUCAGCAGUACACAGCAGCAUACCAGCAGCUAGCUACUGAGAAGGAGGAGUUGCACAAACAGUACCUUCUUCAGACACAGCUCAUGGACCGGCUGCAGCAUGAGGAGGUCCAGGGCAAAGUCACAGCCGAGAUGCACUUCAAAGAGCUUCAGCAAGCCAAGGAAAGCCUAGAAACAGUUGCCAAAGAGAACAGAGAACUGCAGGCUCAUGUCAGCCAGCUCAUGGCCGAAUUGGAUGCCAAGAUGCUUCCCAGAGUGCAAGGGGAUGGUGUGGAAACUGAAGAGAUGGUGGCAGACCGGAAGACUCCUUUGCUCAGCAUCCCAGAGGAUUUUGAAAGUAAAGAGGAAAUGGUUGCUUUCUUGACAUCCGCCAUGUCUCAAGCGGAAUCUGACCGUGAAGAGAUGAGGCAGCAGCUAAUUGAGCAGAAGAGACAAUGCAAAGGCCUUGUGCAGCAGAUUUCAAUGCUCAGGAAGGAACAACAACUGCAUGUCACCUCAGCAGGAGCCUCCAGUGCAGAUUCUGUUCCAGGGGAGGUUCACGAAGCUUUAAAACGUGCCAUGGAGAAGCUACAGUCCCGAUUCACAGACUUGAUCCGUGAGAAGGCAGAGUUGAAAGACCGGGUGGAAGAACUGGAACACCGCUGCAUACAAUUGUCUGGAGAAACAGACACAAUAGGCGAAUAUAUUGCUCUGUACCAGAGUCAAAGGGCAAUCCUAAAACAGCGCCACCGGGAGAAGGAGGAAUACAUCAGCAGACUGGCCCAGGACAAGGAGGAAAUGAAGAUGAAGUUAAUGGAGCUUCAGGAAUUGGUCAUGCGCUUAGUUGGCGAGAGAAACGACUGGCACACAAAGUACAUGGCAGUCGCACAGAACGUGGAGCUUCAGCCUGGCCCCAGCAGCGAACCUGCUGAUGCAACAAUGGAGAGGCACUUGGAGCUGAACGCUACCGAUGGAGAAGGAUUGCGAGAAGUGAGUUUGACCGAUGAGCCAGAACAGGAUCCCGCGAGUGCUCCGUCCCAUCCCUCUCACGCAGAUGGCAAAGGCCCCCAGCCUGUUCCUCAGGACCCCACAGCCAAGCAGAUCAUGCAGCUUCUCCGUGAAAUCCAAAACCCUCGAGAGAGGCCUGGCUCUCUCUUGGAGAACCCUUGCAUCCCCUUCUUCUACCGGGCUGACGAGAAUGACGAAGUCAAGAUUAUGGUGGUGUAACUUGGCACAGAGCCUGCUGAGGACCCAAAGUGCCCUGCAUUCUCUGUUCUGCCUGCAGCAGCAACAGCAAAGGCCAGUCAUGGUCGAGCAGAAGGCGAGUCCUGGGCCAUCCUGGGCUAGUCCUCCCCUUUUGCUGUUCUGAACAGAUCAUGUAGACCAUUGAGAGCGACUGGAGGAGGCUUGGUACUUCUGGCUUCUGUUUGUGGCAGGCAGUUAGUUUCACAUCCUGUGACUUUGUUCCAGGACCAUCUGCCCCUCAUUUUCCCACCAGUUUAUUCCAGGACAGAUGGUUUGAAUUCGCUUGUUCUCUCACCUGGACCUCAGCCCUUCUGCUUUACAGUGCUGCCAGCCUCAUAACCAGAACAUACCAGCCUUCAUCUCUGGCCUUCUUCAGAACAGAGGCUUUCUCUCAGUACUGGAAAAAUAUUUUUUGUUUCAUUCUGACAAGAUGGGCAGCAUUGAUGAGUUGUUUUUUCCCAUUGCCCUUUUGCUUGGGCUUCUGGCUCUUCGGUGAAGGUGAGAGUUGAGGGUGGGAUGAAAACACGACUGCCCUUUGGAAGGUGAGAUAACUUUUGACAUCUGUGUUGGAAGAUUUUAUUUAUUUUUAAAGAUGGGGGAAACGAGUAAAGAAAGAGAGACUCAAUGGACAAAAUGAACCUGCUUUGUGUUGAUUUAUGGAAUCCCAAUUACUUGUAACUGGAUCGUCAUUCUUCCUAGUAGAGUGAGGUUGAUUUUGACAAUAGCUGGGGACAGGGGAGUUUUUCUCCCCAUGUGGGGUGAACCCCAGCACACAACAAGGCAGCAAAGGUCUAUGCAGAAGCAUGAAGGGGGUGAAUCCUGUUGAAUGUUGAGUGGUGGUGGUGGUGGGGAAGCAGUGGGAAUGUGUCCAGGAGUGACAGACUUGAAGCAUGUGCUCCAACCAUAGUUAAAUUGUUCUUAGGAAACUAGGUAUGGGAGACUGUACAUUUGCACUUAGGUUGUGGAAGUUGUUGGCUGGUGAUAGGACUCCCAUGCCCCUGUGCUGAGAGGAAAGGACCACCAGCUGCUAUGGAUAGUGGGCUGCUGCAUUGGGCUUCCCUGUCAGGUAUUGUGCCCAUCGCUAGUGUCAUUAUUUAUUCCAUUUUUGUUAGAGCAUUGCAUUCUAGAAGACCCAGCUAGAAGCAAUCCAGCCAAAGACAAAAAGUACAUGGAAAUUGAAUAUAAAACAGCUUUCCCCCCAUCCCUGCCUAGCCCACCAGUUGUGGGGCAUGAUUAUACACUAAAUCACUGUACUCUUCCAUAUUCUAGAGAGUUCCUGACAGGGGGGAAACAUCCAAGAAAUGGGCAUGGCAAAUGGUUUUGGUGCAGUGUUUUAACUUGCUUGGUGUGCUGUGUUGGGGCACUAGCAAAGCAGGCUUGUGAGUGCCUCCUGUUUGCACAAGUGUACAUAGUGUGUAUGUGUAACAUUUUGUACAUACCUUAAAUGAAGAGAGGAAUCCUUUAGCGGCAUUUCUGGCUGCUGGGAGGCUACUCCUAACCUUGUAUUAUAAAGCAAAAUUAUCUAACGUCAGCGGAGGGGCCGGGGAAGGAAUGUGAUUUAAUAUAGAACUGUUAAAUAUUUAUUGGGUGUCUGGUUUUCCAGGAAUGUGAAAGGAAAAACCUUAUUAGAAAAAUCUUGCAUUCUAUGGCAGAGGUUAUUCAAUCCCUGUUACAAAUUUGUUCUUUCCGAAUAAACCUAUUCCACCUCUA